AUGGCCGCCUCAGCCGUCGGGAGCAGCAGCUCUCUGCCUGGCAGUGAUCCGCCGUCGUGCCCGGCGCCUGAGGUGCCCGAGGAAGAUGGAGGGCCUCCGGUGGCCGCCGGCUCUCCCUCUUCUUCUUUGGAGUCGAUGACGGCGCGACUGCUCUCGCUAGAUUUGACAUCCCUUGGUGCCUUCCUCAAGCGCUUCAGCGCGGACCCGCGUCUCCUCCUCGCCUUGCGGCUCCCGCCGAACGCCCGAACGGGGACGGGCCCUGCGUCUCCCUCCAGCGCCGGAGCCUCCGGCGCGGCUGGGGACGCCUCGGCGGUUGCCUCAGUCGCGGUGAUGCCUCUCGAGUUUCACCAGCUGUACUCCUCUGUUGACUGCUUGUUGAUGCUCUACGAGACCCAGGCGCUUCAGCUGUACAGUCGAAGCUAUCCGCAGAUGGUUGAGCUUCAGGAACAGCUGCAGGAGAGCGAAGCUGCUCUGGAGGCAUUGGAGGCGAAACUCACGGGCGUGCGCACCGACCUGCGCCGAACAGGCGAGAAAAUCGAAGUCGUCGAAGACGAGAGCAUCCGCCUCGGAACCAUGAUGGCGAAUCGACGAGAAGCCGGCGUCGUGCUGAAAACCUUUCUGCAACAAAUCACCGUCGAACGGGACCUCGUCAAGGUGAUCUGCGAGGGAAGUGUGUCUGGAGGCGCCUUCGUCGCAGCCCUGAAGCAACUCACAAAGAAAAUCGAACAUGCGAAACAACCCGGCAUGCAGGAAUUAAAGAGUGCGUCGGCCAGUCUACCCGAGCUACAGAAGCUUCGCGAAUGCGCUCUCUCUCGUGCGUCGUCUCAUCUUUCCGCAAAGAUCGCCCUUCUUCGUCAACCGCGCACUAACGUGCACAUCAUUCAACAAAACGACCUCUUGAAAUCGUCGGAUUUGUUCAUCUUUCUGCUGGACCACAACCCGUCGGCGGCUCUGGCGUUCAAGGACUUGUACACACGCACCAUCUCCCAGGUCUACGCUAACCUCUUUCGGGUGUAUGUACAGCAGCUCCGAAGACUCCAAACACAGAGAGACGGAACCGUUUUCGGCGCGGGGGGCGUCGGGCCAGCAUCGACAGGUGCCGCCGCCGCCCUCGUUGGAGCAGGAAUUGGAGAAGAAGUCGAGCUGCUUGCUUCCAGAGAAAAUGCCAAGACGGCCUCGAUGUUUGCAUCCUCGGCCAAGCAAGUGAUGGACUUCAUGAUGUCGAAGUUGAACACUGCAAUUCCGUCUUCCUCUCUCUGCAAGGGCUCUGUUUUCUGCCUCGCGAAUCGAGAGCAGAUUCUGAAUCGUCUCGACGAGGAACCGCUUGUGGCGUCAUUGCCUCGGUCUUCUUCUGGCCCCUCGACCUCGACUUCGGGCGCGGGUGUCUCCAGUGUCUCUGGAGGUGUAAGCGGCGGACCCGGUGGAGCCCUAGGAGGCCCCGGGGGAGAUGCAAGUGGAGCUGGAAGAGGGGGUCAGCCUCCGGUUUACCCCGAACAGAUCUUCAGGUCGCACCAGAAGCUUCUGAUCGACACCGCGACGCGCGAGUUUCUGUUCCUCACGGGCUUCUUUUUGAAUGCAGGCUUGGCGUGCCCAUACGAGAAACUUUUCGCCGAGGCGGUGGGCAAGUCUCUAGCGUACUUUUUGGAUUUAAUGGAGAUGACAGCGAACUCGACGCACGACGCGAUCGGUAUUCUCCUCAUGCUGCGCAUAACGCACUACAAUACGCAGGUGAUGAAGAGACGGCGAAUCCCGUGCUUGGACAACUACCUCCGGCGCAUGCAUGACAUUCUCCACUCCGCACUGAAGGCGAUUCUCUCGGCAAAUGUUUCCUCGCUCCUCAACGCCUCUCCACACUCUCUGAUGGUUCCGCGGAGCGAAGACGUCCGGCUGCAUCCCCACUACGUCACUCGCCGUUUCGCAGAGCUCGCGUCCGCCCUCGAGGCGAUUCGAGCGGUUCGCGUCUCCCUCCGCCCGGCGAAUCCUGGCCGUCCAGGCCAGAGUGCGAAAAGCGACGAAGGCGAAACUGACGAGGAAGACUUGUACGAUCUGUCGCUCUUGCAGGAGAUGCUCGACACUGCCCUCGACCUGAUCAUCCGGCUGUCUCAGGAAAUCCCGACACGGCGCGAAAGGACCAUUUUUCUCAUCAACAAUUACGACCUUUUGCUCAAUGUCUUCCACCAACGCCAAGUUCUCUCAGAUGCCUGCACUGCCAUCGAGAAGCAAUUGUACGAGCAGAUUUCCUUCUUCGCCGAUGAGCAACUGCAGAGACAUUUUGGAACUCUCCUCGCUGCCGUCACUCAAGCGGAAGAAGCAAUGAAACCGUCCGGAGGAUCAGAGGAAAAGACACUCCCAGCUAACAUCAAUCGCGGCGUAGAUGUGCAACAGCUCGAAAACGCCGUGGUGCACUUUGGCGCCGAUUGGAGGCAGAGACUCGGCGAAAUGCAUGCAGAAGCAGUGGCAGCUUUUUCAAACUUCACAAAUGGAAUGGAAAUUCUCAAGCAGACUCUGACGCAGCUGUUGCUUCUUCACACGCGCCUGCACCAAGUGGUCAGUGCCUUAUAUCCGAAGCCGCCGCUGCCUCCAUGGGCGAAGCAGUUGCUGCCGAGUAGUGCGAUUUUGUCGGAAAUUCGCUCUCUUUCCCGAACUUUUUGA
Messenger RNA from Neospora caninum, 2652 nucleotides. RefSeq lists its product as hypothetical. Gene Ontology annotation, cellular component: GARP complex. Lineage: Eukaryota; Apicomplexa; Conoidasida; Eucoccidiorida; Sarcocystidae. The transcript is spliced from 13 exons. Gene Ontology annotation, molecular function: syntaxin binding. Bases 1 to 2652 code for a protein of 883 amino acids. The record is from RefSeq and is a predicted model, not a curated record. Gene Ontology annotation, biological process: retrograde transport, endosome to Golgi; Golgi to vacuole transport; endocytic recycling.